AUGCAACUCCAAUUCGCCCUCCUCCCCCUCCUCCCAACCCUCCUCCUCACAACCGCCCAAGCCACCACCGACCCAACAAACCCCAUCCUCACAGCCCUCACCUCCAUCUCGGCGCACACAACAACCCUCAACACGACAGUCUCCACCUGGACCGGCUCCCCGCUCACCCUCCUGACCAUCACCGCCCAGUCCGGCACCCUCCUCGAGAGCAUCUACGCCGGCACGCACGCGGCCUCGCGCGCGGCGAACCUCACCCUCGACGAGACGCUCGCCGUGGCCUCGGCGACAGUCACCCUCGCCACGGACGUCAACCAGACCAUCACCAGCAUCAUCCGGGCGAAGCACAAGUUUGACGCCUUGCUGGUUGCGGAUCCGGUCGUGCUGCUGAACUUGCAGCUCGAGAGGGAUGCGUCCAAGGAGUUUGCGGCCAAGGUUGUGGAAAAGGUGCCGGUGGACUUGCAGAGUGUUGCGGAGGGGUUGACAAAGGGGAUUGAUGAUAGCUUUGCGGAGGGGAUUGCUGCGUUUGAGGUUUUGUGA
Trichoderma citrinoviride is the source of this 537-nucleotide messenger RNA. RefSeq names its product cell wall protein. The transcript has a single exon. Bases 1 to 537 code for a protein of 178 amino acids. NCBI's taxonomy places the organism in Eukaryota, Fungi, Ascomycota, Sordariomycetes, Hypocreales, Hypocreaceae. Gene Ontology annotation, cellular component: extracellular region. The record is from RefSeq and is a predicted model, not a curated record.